ACGAUAAUUUGAACUUUAUCUUCUCAAAGCUUCACUCUUCUGUUCAAUCUCAAUAUCUUGAGGAGGGGAGAUGAUGGAGUAAAUGCAAAAAAAGAAAAAAAUGGCAUCUGGAGCUGGUGUAAUGACCCUAGUUCUAUUCAUUCUCUGUCUCGUAUCUCAUGGCUCCUUUGUUGCAGGCAUUAAAGCAGAAUCUUCCCAAGAGAAUGAUAGAAUCAUAAAUCUACCAGGCCAGCCAUCAAGUCCACCCAUCACCCAGUUCUCUGGGUACAUCACAGUGAAUAAAGCUCAUGGGAGGGCCCUCUUCUAUUGGUUCUUUGAAGCUCAAUCUCAACCCUCUAACAGGCCUCUCCUUCUGUGGCUUAAUGGAGGUCCUGGUUGUUCUUCAAUCGGGUAUGGUGCAGCUGUGGAGUUGGGUCCUCUCAGAGUGAGUAAAAAUGGGGAUGGCCUUCACUUCAAUGACUUUGCUUGGAAUAAAGAGGCCAAUUUGCUGUUUGUGGAAUCCCCAGUGGGAGUUGGGUUCUCUUACACUAACACAUCCUCUGAUCUCACCAAGUUGACUGAUGGAUUUGUGGCUGAGGAUGCCUACAAUUUCUUGGUGAAUUGGCUGAAAAGAUUUCCACAGUACAAAGCCCAUGAUUUCUUCAUCUCAGGAGAGAGCUAUGCAGGUCACUAUGUGCCUCAGCUGGCAGAGCUUGUGUAUGACCGCAACAAAGAUAGAACUAAAUAUCCUCUAAUUAAUCUCAAAGGUUUCAUAGUGGGAAAUCCAGAAACAAAUGACUACUACGACUAUAAGGGUUUGUUGGAAUAUGCAUGGAGCCAUGCUGUAAUAUCAGACCAGCUCUACUACAAAUCCAAACAAGUCUGUGAUUUCAAGGUGGCCGACUGGUCUUCUGAAUGCAUCACCAACAUGAAUAAAGUCUUUGAUGAUUACAGAGAGAUUGACAUUUACAACAUCUAUGCUCCAUCCUGUCUCCUCAACACCACUUCUUCCUCAGCUGAGUUGAAUGGUAAUGGGUUUAGGAGAAUGAGAGUCCCUGGAGGCUACGACCCUUGUUUUUCUAUCUACGCAGCAGAGUAUUUCAACAGGCCUGAUGUGAAGCUUGCCCUCCAUGCCGCCACCCAUACAAAAUGGGAGGUUUGCAGUGAUUCUGUCUUCCACGCAUAUCAUUAUACUGUUUUUUCUGUUCUACCAAUCUACACCAAGCUCAUCAAAGCUGGCCUCAGAAUUUGGGUUUACAGUGGAGACACAGAUGGCAGAGUGCCAGCGAUAGGUACCAGGUACUGCGUUGAAGCUCUUGGCCUUCCUCUCAAGGCCCCUUGGCGUUCUUGGUACCACCACCAUCAGGUGGGAGGGAGGAUAGUGGAAUAUGAAGGAUUGACAUAUUUGACAGUGAGAGGAGCAGGGCACUUGGUACCUCUCAACAAGCCCAGCCAAGCUUUUGCUCUCAUUCAUUCUUUCUUGACUGCCAUUCAACUCCCCACUCGUAAAUGAUUCAUAUAUCAUCCAUCAUCAUCUUCUUUCUAUUUGUCUGUCUCCAUGUGUGGUGCCAGCAAUGGCUUUAUUGGAAUUUUUAUUUUCUCAUCCCUAAAUAAAUGGUGUUUCUUA
Vitis vinifera (wine grape) is the source of this 1606-nucleotide messenger RNA. Its product is annotated as serine carboxypeptidase-like 26. The transcript is spliced from 10 exons. Gene Ontology annotation, molecular function: serine-type carboxypeptidase activity. The coding region runs from base 83 to 1492 and encodes 469 amino acids. Lineage: Eukaryota; Viridiplantae; Streptophyta; Magnoliopsida; Vitales; Vitaceae. The record is from RefSeq and is a predicted model, not a curated record. Gene Ontology annotation, biological process: proteolysis. Gene Ontology annotation, cellular component: vacuole.